Anguilla rostrata (American eel) is the source of this 4096-nucleotide messenger RNA. RefSeq names its product 5-hydroxytryptamine (serotonin) receptor 7c (gene htr7c). Lineage: Eukaryota; Metazoa; Chordata; Actinopteri; Anguilliformes; Anguillidae. The transcript is spliced from 4 exons. The record is from RefSeq and is a predicted model, not a curated record. Gene Ontology annotation, molecular function: G protein-coupled serotonin receptor activity; neurotransmitter receptor activity. Gene Ontology annotation, biological process: chemical synaptic transmission; G protein-coupled receptor signaling pathway, coupled to cyclic nucleotide second messenger; vasoconstriction. Bases 750 to 2084 code for a protein of 444 amino acids. Gene Ontology annotation, cellular component: dendrite; plasma membrane.
GCUUAAUUUGUAUAUUGGAGGGGAGUAUUGCUCGAUUGCCAUCGCAGUUAAAUUAAACUAGCGAUGGGGAAUCAACAUGCAUUAUGUUGCCUAUUUUAAAUAUUUUGUCGACAAAAUGUGGGAUUUCAUGUUUAUCUCACGAAAUAUACUUGUAUCCUGUGUAAAUUUCACUGCAUGGAGUUUGGUCACGCUCAGCUUAUGGAGCAUAGGGAGUUGAACCACUUUCUUAAGAGAGCGCACACACGAAUCAAUAGCAGCAUUCAUUACCCUGCUAUCUGCUGUCAGCCAGUAUCUUAUUUGUAAGCGCUGAGUCAUAUUGGAGGAUCUGAGGCUUGAACUUAUUUUUUCCGGCAACAACGCGGUUUUCUUGGCAGAAACUUUGCACAACAGGAAACAAGUUCACUGUUUAUUAACCUACAUCGUAGCUUGUCAUAAUUCUCAAUUGGCAGGCGAGUGACAAGUGUUACGCUCUCUGAAGACGAAACGUGAGGAGGAGGUGGCGCUGUUAUUUGCCACUUGCCCCACACAUUUCACUUUCCCCGCACUGGAGAGGAAACCGAUUCACAACGAAACUCAACAAAGUAUUUUGAUUGUUCGCAUGUUUUUCCCCCAUCGCGGAUACUGAUUUUGGAUAUUAAAUAAGCUACUGGACCUGACGCCAGAUAAAGUCUGACCACAAGAAUGCGCUUGGCGGGAGCGCACUGUUGGCGAGGUGUCCCUUGCGCCACCAUCGGGAUUUCGUCGUCGUGAUGUUCAACACCUCUGGCUUUGAUCCCACUUACAGUCCGGGAGAAUAUGUGUCGGAAGUUAUCGAUGGCACAGCACUUCAUUUCUACGACCUUACGGGUCCCACGAUUAUGCCAAAUAAGUCGUGCGGGGAAGAACUUCUUGACUUCGGUACAGCGCAAAGAAUUUUCAUUGGGGUGAUGCUUGCUGUUAUUACAGCGGUCACUGUAAUGGGGAACACUCUGGUGGUGAUAGCCGUCUGCGUUGUAAAGAAACUCAGGAAACCUUCGAACUACCUGCUAGUAUCCCUGGCCGUCGCAGACCUCUCUGUAGCUCUUGUAGUGAUGCCCUUUGUGAUAGUGACGGACCUAACUGGGGGCAAGUGGCUUUUUGGGGAGGUGUUCUGCAACAUCUUCAUUGGCAUGGAUGUAAUGUGCUGCACGGCCUCUAUAAUGACCCUGUGCGUGAUCAGCGUGGAUAGAUACCUGGGCAUCACGAGACCUCUGACCUACCCAGCUCGACAGAACGGGCAGCUGAUGGCCAAGAUGAUUCUGGGCGUGUGGCUGGCGUCCGCCUCCAUCACCCUGCCCCCGUUCUGCGGCUGGGCCAAGAAUGUGAACACCGCCGGGCUGUGCCUGAUCAGCCAGGACAUCAGCUACACCAUCUACUCCACCGCUGUAGCCUUUUACAUCCCCAUGGCCGUCAUGCUCAUCAUGUACUACAAGAUCUUUCGGGCCGCCCGCAAGAGCGGCGCCAAGCACCGAUUCGCCGACUUCUCCCGCCGCGAGCACCUGGACACGGUGGCCAGCGAGACCCUGAAGAUGCAGGGCCUGAAGCAGCCGGGCAUGGCCGAGGAGUGCGCCGCCCUGUCGCGGCUGCUGAGCCGUGAGCGCCGCAACAUUUCCAUCUUCAAGCGGGAGCAGAAGGCGGCCACCACGCUGGGGGUGAUCGUGGGCGUUUUCUCCAUCUGCUGGCUGCCCUUCUUCAUCCUGUCCACCGCCCGGCCCUUCAUCUGCGGGGUGGAGUGCAGCUGCGUGCCCAUCUGGCUGGAGCGCAUUUUGCUGUGGCUUGGCUACGCUAAUUCCCUCAUGAAUCCCUUCAUCUACGCCUUCUUUAACCGAGACCUGCGCUCCACUUACAAGGACCUGCUGCGAUGCCGCUACCGCAACAUCAACCGCCGACUCUCUGCCGUGGGCGUGCACGAGGCCCUCAAGAUAUAUGCCACGGCUGCUUAUGACAUCACAGAGCCUCAUUCUGUGGCCGGGGCGGAGAGAUCUGAGGCCAGGGUCCUGGUUCCCCAGGCAAGCGACGCUGCAGGAACACAGAUCCGACUGGCGCUUAACAUUUGCUCAUGUUGAUGAAGAUACAGAUACAUCAGCCGCAGGAAGUAGUUAAUUUUUUGUCCUGAGCUGCUGAGAGGUGCAUUCCUGGCAUCUCAUCUGCGAUGGAGGAACAAGGAGAGAGGUGCCACUCAACCAACCAGUGGCACUGGAUUAAGAAGCAACUGGGUCAUUAUUAUGUAUCUGGGUGUAAAGCAGAUUAAGACUCAAUCAUCAUCUUUCCCCCCACCGCAUUUAAGAAUGCCAUGUUUCCAGAGCCUCUAACACAGUUCAGAGGCUGAGUCAGUUUUUGGAAAGACCAAGCAUACAGGGCCACUCAGUGAAGGAUCUGGAUUUCCUCUGGGUUAUUCCCUCACAGGAACCCUUAAAAACAGCACGGCCAAGUGUUUAGAGAAUCAUAUAUCAUAGAAUGGAAAUCUUAAUGUUCUACUAUUCUUACUAUUAUUAUGGGUUGAAAGCAUGAAGGGUUCAGAACAGUAGGUUAAAGACAGAUAGCGGAGCUGAACUUUUUGAACAUUCAACUAGGAGAAGAAAACAUUUUUUUUCUGAGAGUUAUCACUUUUCUUAUUCAUUCCACACUUUUAAUAUUUCAUGGGUUCCACAGGCAAAAAAAAAAAAACAUUCCUAUAGCAUGCAGCUUUCAACCAAAUUAUGCAUUAUUCCAAUGUAUAAAAUCAAUUUAUGUGACUAUUUACAAAGAAAAUCAAAAUAGAAUGAGUCCGUCAGUACGACAGUAGUGACCAGGAAAAUAAGUUAGUGUAAACGAAACUAAAAUACAAAUGCAUGUGAAACAGCCACACAAAAAAGAUACAAACAUAAUAAGGGAACUGAAUCUUGGUUGUGACUGUACGCCUCUGCAGUGUACAUAAUAAGAACUGCCACGGUCUACGGUUUGUCACAAUACAACAAAAGCUACUACACAUUGACCAGAUGCAAUGUUUUUCUCUCCUAUUUGUACAACGGAAAUUGCUAUAUUGAGGCUUUUUAUUGACCGAUAUAUGCUAGGAAUAAAAUCACUUGUUUUUUUCUCAAACUCCACUCUUGGAUAGCCGCAGUCUGGUUUUUGCUAUUUUUGGCUGGACUGCAACAGCGGGGCCAGCCCUACAAAUGUCUGUGACUGACUGAGUGUUGAAGUUACACCACUGGUCGGCCGAGUUAUGAAGUUACACCAUUGGUCGGCCGGAGAGGUCCAGCCAUAUAAUAGGUUUUGACCUGGUCUUGUUUUUCCAUCAGCUGCCCAUUUAGGCCUUGGAAACAAGGCAUGCAGAUGUUUUAGCUAAUAGAUGACUUAAGCAUUUAAGUUUAUAACCAUAUCAAAAAAUAGCACCGACAGCAGCCCUGCAAGAUUUAAGUUUGAGAUCCCUGCUGUACAGGUGUGAAAGAAACAUGGUGUCAUCGUUUCAUAGAAUUCAAAUUAAAGGGACCAGUUAUCUAGCUGCAGCUCCUAGUUGUGUCUCAUCUACAAUACAACAGUAAUAAUUAUUAUGAACUUUACUUGGCCUUUAUCCAUUAAAACAAGGGUGUCAAACUUGAGUCCAGGAGAGCUACAGUGUCCGCGGCAUUAGUGGUUUCCUUUUAGUCGGUAGCCAAUUAAGGCCUUCAGAACAAGGCGUGUGGACUCUUUAGCCAAUUAAUGACAAAAAAGCAAUCGCUCAUACUGCAACACACUGACAUGACGGCCCUCCAGGAAUGGAGUUUGACACGCCUCCAUUAAAAAAACUAAAAUAACAUAGCACCUCUGAAGCACUAGAAUCCUAAAUAUUAAAAACUUCCGGUCCUCUUUUUCUCAUAAAUAGUAGUCGGUUGAUUUACAUCGCUGUGUUAACGUCAUUUCUAUUAAGACUGGCGCACGACUGGAAAGCACAAUCAAAUUAUCUUAAAAAUGGAACAGCAACAAGGAUCCAGUAAUUUUUAGAGUUCAUCAUUUCCAGUAGCACAGUGUGACAGUUUGCAGAAUAUAUUGUUGAAUGCCAAGGAAAUUCAUCACACUGACAUUGUAAGUUGGAAUCAAAGCUACAGGGGAAAUUUUU